ACAGAACUAAAUACCCGUCCCGUUAGAGGAUUUCCCCGAUGGAAUGCGAUGCGGAAAAUCUGUCAACAAAUUCUUUCGUUUUGCAACGUGUUAAUCUUCGGAAUCGCGCUUUCAUCGUCGGUAGAUUUGUUGUUAGUUGUCGGUCUGAAUUCUGGUUCGGUUCGUUACAGGAUGCUUUAGCACCAUAUAAAGUGAUCGAACUGGUAACGAAAAGCGGUUGAGAGUAUGCAGAAGAGAUGAACAUCACAACGGGUAGCAGUUACGAGCAACGGUGCAUCAGGUGGUUAGAACGGAUAGACCGUGCCGACGGAAUCACUGCGGUGCUGCAAACAUGUCAGGACAUUUUUAAUCCGACCGAUCGGUGUCGGACAAUCGAAGAUGAUUCCAUAGAAAUCGUUCCUGGGUCAUCGGAAUGGGGAACGAGACUGUUUCUGAACAACGAGCUUCUGGGUCGACUCCGGACGAUUGCGGAGAGUCCCAAAAGCACCUUCAUUCAGAGGAGGAUGAUUGCAAAAACCAUGUUUAAAAUUUACGCCCAGAACUAUCGCUAUUGCCGAUCGGUUUUCCCAGUGGGCGGGGUGCUAUCGAGUGGAAUCGUGCCAGCAGACGAGGCGGUUGCAAUUUAUGGGAUGGUCUAUUCGGGAUUUUUUACCCUGCAUGGUUCGGAAGAUCUAACCGGAGUGGUCAGGAGAAACUUUGACCUGUUUCAGGCUAUGGGAUGUUACAGCCGGUACUUUAUAACGGUGGGUGAAAAUCUGCUGACUCUGCAAAGGAUGGAUCAACAUGAUCGAGUGUUUGCCGAAAGGCAGGAAAAAAUCUGGCACGUGGUGCUGCUCAAUUUAGAAUCUCCUUACCGGGGUGUUAGGGACUGCAUGCUAACCAUUCUGAAACAGUUGAUCAGCGAUCAUAAGUUUGUGCGAUCGGUUGUGCUGCCGGCCGCACUGCACUGGAGCUGGCUAAAUCGGAACAAAUUUCACGUCUUGCUGGCUCUGCUAAGCCGGUAUCAACUGAACAAGCUGGACGAACUCGCUGGCGAGCGAAUUGAUGUCUAUGCGGCACUGGAACUUUCCCUACACUACAAGCAUCUGUUUUCGGGAAGUCAAGGAAUCGCUAGGAUGCUACACAAACAGCAGGAAGAAGAGAUUUUCGAGCUGGAAGUGAGAAUUUUGCAACGAGGCAGUAUUGAUUUGGUUCGCAGUAUGAUCAAGCAGUGGUUCUCCAAUUUGACGCCGGGGGAUUUUAGGAAACUGUUUCUUAUGAUGGAUUUGGACCAGUUGAGGGUGGGGGAAAACAGAAAGCUGAUGCCCGAGUACUUAAAGAAGGAUCGUUUCGUGAAAUUUUUCCAGUACAUGAAUCUGUUUCGACGGGAGUUUCAGUCCUGUAAGGAUUUGAAUAUUCUGCUGGUUUUAAUGCUUCAAAUUACCACCGAAAUCGAUCUGGAUUAUGCCUCGAUGUCACUGCUGGUGGAAACGCUGGUCCAUCACAUUACGACUCCGAACGAGCACAUUCAUCCUUCCACGAGUGUGUUCUACAUCUUCAAGCUGAAGGAGUACAUCCUGCAGCAAAUCGGGGUACCUUCGAUGAACGUCUGCAACACCUUCGUCGUUCAAUGCACCAAACUGCUGAGCUAUAUCGCUUCGCUGCCCCUGGAACGGUACGAGCCGAACGAGGAUGCUUACGGUAUCGUAUCGGAAAUGAUGGGUUCGACCGUUUUCCAUCAGCACCUGCAGAAACCGCCCUCGCAGAAUUAUCACGCCGUACUGACCAGUUUGCGAAUGUUUCAAGCAUUCGCUUCGCUCUUUCUGGAGUUUACUCCGAUGUCGCCGUACCGGCUGCAGGAGAAAAUAUCGACCACCACCGAAAUCAGCAGCUACUUGCUACCCAUGGAGGCCGAUACCUUCUACGAUAUGAUUUACACCGUGGAACACCUGCUGACAUCGGAUUUCGAUGACGUCCGUUCGAUUGCGCUGAAGUUGCUGUACAAUCGAAACACUGCCUUCCAUUACGGGCCGGCACUGCAAGCAAAACUGUCACUCAUCUAUUCGUAUCGCACAACAUCCGCCAUUCUGGAAGCGAUGAACAGCUUUUUCGACGAAUCUCACACGGCCCUGCUGACGUCGUUGCGCGAUCACGACCGGGAUCUGUUUGCGAUGAUGAAAAAUGACUAUCAGCUUUACCAGCAGAUCGACGGCAUCACGGAAGCCUUCUUCGGUUACGAAGAGUCCCGAACGCUCGGGGUGUUGGGAAGGAUCCGGUCGUUUCCGGGGAUGUUGCUGCUGGUGAAUCGCGUGGUGGAGUUCAUUCUGCGAUCGAUGAACUGUGCCAAAACGGACCGGCAACGGCGGGACAUGAUCGGUUCCAGUUUCGAAAUUAUGGACAACAGUUUGCAGCUUCUGUUGGAUCGAUCCUCCCAACGGUCGACCAAUCUGGCGGCCGAUAAGAAAACGAUGCUGAAAAUGCUCUGGAAAGCACUACGAUCGGCCGCUUGUUUCGUGGAGAAUUUUGCCACCUGGGUGCUGGAUAACUAUCGCGGUCGGUUGGACGUGAUUCAGCAGCUGUCGAUCUGUUUGCGUGUGUUUGUGCUGAUUUCGUUGAAUUGCUGCCACCGGGGAGCGAUCGAAGCCACUGGAGUUUAUUUCGGUCGGAUCAUUCGGAAAAUUGCCGCCCUGAAAGGACGGCUCGUCGUUCGGAACGAUCAUCGCAAUCGCCAGGCUCGAUUGAUUGUGGAUUUGUGCGAACGAAUGUUCCGGGCGUUGAUCAGACUCAAUCUGCAGGAUGAAGAUUUUCGACGGUGUCGAGGCUACCUUUGGUUGAUUCACAAUUUCAUCAAAAACGAUUCCUACUGCAACGAUGAACGCUCAUAUCUCCGAAUCUAUCUCAGCGAACAGCGGCUGCUGCUGAACAAUGGCCAAACGAGUGAAUCGUUGGCCAAAAUUUCCAUCAUUCAGCUGCAUCAAUUGAAUUUGCUGGUUCGGGAAGCAUCCAUGAAUGAAACCGUUCUGGAGUACAUCGAUGACCUGAUGAUAAUUGCACUGGAAAGAUUCAAAUCGACGGAUUGGCCCACGAGGAAUGCUGCUCUGCAGCUGUACUCUUCGAUUGUGACGAAGCUCGUCGGCCAGAGGCAGCAGUGUUCGGAUCCAAAGUGCGACUGGUUGCCCGUCUAUGUGUCCUUGAAUGAGUUGAUCUACAAAUUGGUGAAAUCCAACAAGUACAUUUUGAAGGAACUUCGGAAUGGCGAUCAAUCGUCGACGCCCUUUCUGAUUCUAGUAUUGGAAUUUCUCUCCAAGGUAGAAUACCGUGCCUACAACGUACCGGGCCAGAAGUCGAUCGUGAUCGAUUACCGAACGCUAAUGUGGCGCUACCUGAACCACGAAAACGAUCAGGUCCGACGGUUGGCGGCAACGUGCUUCACACAGUUACAUGAUCCACACGAGGAAACCGGCAAGCUAAUGGAAAAUUUAAUCAUCUGCUUUUACACUGCCCGGGGAAACGAAAAUUUCCGGCACGGUUUGCUGCAGGUUAUACACUUCAUGAUCAGGAAACAUGUGACCAAUGCUCGCUACAUGGGCGAAGGCUUCCAGAAGGAAGAAUAUCUAGCCCGGGUGAGACAGUUGCUGGUCCGGUACUGGCCGUUGGACGAUGGCAAGGUGGGCAGCUAUCGGUUGCGAUGCCACCUGCUGGACCUACUGCUCUAUCUUGGUUUCGACAAGAUGGAACCGAUCGUAGUGGAGCAGGUAUUCAGCAAACUGGCACCGAACAGUUUCGGGCUGAAUGUGUUUUUGAUGCGAACCAACGCGCUGUACAACAAAAGUGCACAGAAGGAGGCUAAUGAUUGUGCGAUGGAGUACGAAGUGGUGAUUGCCGGCGAGGAAAAAGACGAUGAGAUUGAGGAGGAUUAGCUGGAUGACUGAAACUACGAGUCGUUUUUUCGUAGUCGGUUGUCUGAAAAACAGUUCUGUUUUUCGAAGUAUUAAUGAAUAAAUUUUAUUUUACGAACGAUGAUAAAA
Messenger RNA from Malaya genurostris, 4007 nucleotides. RefSeq lists its product as uncharacterized. Gene Ontology annotation, cellular component: cytosol. Lineage: Eukaryota; Metazoa; Arthropoda; Insecta; Diptera; Culicidae. The coding region runs from base 237 to 3899 and encodes 1220 amino acids. The record is from RefSeq and is a predicted model, not a curated record. The transcript has 3 exons. Gene Ontology annotation, biological process: tRNA methylation.